This is a messenger RNA of Diaporthe amygdali, 2454 nucleotides long. RefSeq lists its product as uncharacterized. NCBI's taxonomy places the organism in Eukaryota, Fungi, Ascomycota, Sordariomycetes, Diaporthales, Diaporthaceae. Gene Ontology annotation, molecular function: carboxypeptidase activity. The record is from RefSeq and is a predicted model, not a curated record. The transcript is spliced from 3 exons. The coding region runs from base 1 to 2454 and encodes 817 amino acids.
AUGCGGCUGACAAGCAAGGAAAAGCCGGACCAUAACAUGGUCAAUCCCGAAAAGAUGGCGGACGAGCACACGCCUCUCAUCUCAACUGUGAGGACCGCUCCUCCACGCCAGCGCUAUCCUCACCAUGCCGUGCGCCGCUUCUGCACAAUCGCACUAUCCUGUAGCCUCAUUGCCUUGUUUGCCACCUUCCUCUUCGUCUUCGGCUUCGGCGGUCCUAUUGAGCGUCAUGAAUGGGACUUCUCGUGGCCCGACUGCAAGGAACGGCAUCUGAGCUAUGAGGAGCUCAAGAAGAUACUGCUCGACACACCAAGCAGUGAGAAGGCCGAAGAAUGGCAAAAGUAUUAUACUGAAGGGGCUCACUUGGCGGGACAAAACUACUCUCAGGCGCUGUGGACCAAAGACAAAUGGGCAGAGUGGGGCGUUGAUUCAUCAAUUGUCACCUACGACAUCUAUUUGAACCGGCCCGUUGACCACCGACUGGCAAUUCUGGACAAGUCAGGCUCGGAUGACGCCUCGACUUGGAAGGUAUCAUUCGAGGCCUCGCUUGUGGAGGACGUCCUCGACGAAGAUCCGACUACUGGCUUUGAUACGAGCAUCCCGACAUUCCAUGGCUACUCUGCCAGUGGCAACGUGACCGGCCAAUUUGUCUACGUGAACUAUGGAACAUAUCAGGACUACGAGGAUCUCGUCGAGGCAGGCAUCGACUUGGACGGGAAGAUCGCCAUCGCCCGUUAUGGCGGUAUCUUCCGCGGCCUGAAGGUGAAGCGAGCCCAGGAGCUCGGCGCAGUUGGCAUAGUUCUCUACUCUGACCCUGGUGACGAUGGAGACGUCACUGAAGAAAAGGGCGUUGAGAAGUAUCCCAAGGGCCCAGCGCGUCAACCCAGCAGUGUGCAGCGCGGAAGUACCCAAUUUUUGAGCUUCUCCCCAGGUGACCCGACUACUCCUGGCUAUCCGUCAAAGCCUGGCGUUCCCCGUGGACCCACCGAACCAUACAUCCCAAGCAUUCCCAGCAUUCCCAUCUCCUACGAGGAUGCACUGCCUAUCCUCAAGGCUCUCAACGGCCACGGUCCUUCUGCAAAAGACUUCAACAAAUACUGGAAGGCCGACCUGGGUCUGGGAUACAAGGGCGUGAAUUAUAGUGUCGGCCCAUCACCUGAAGACGUUGUUAUCAACCUGUACAACAAGCAGGACUAUAUCAUCACGCCCAACUGGGAUGUCAUUGGCAUAAUCAACGGAUCCAUCCCUGAUGAGGUGAUAAUUGUGGGAAAUCAUCGAGAUGCUUGGAUCGUUGGAGGUGCGGGUGAUCCCAACAGUGGAUCAGCUGUUAUCAAUGAAGUUAUCCGCAGUUUUGGAGAGGCCCUUAAGAAGGGUUGGAAGCCACUGCGAACAAUCGUGUUUGCCUCCUGGGAUGGGGAGGAGUAUGGUCUGCUUGGAAGCACCGAGUGGGUAGAAGAGUACCUGCCGUGGCUUUCGCAUGCUAAUGUCGCCUACCUGAAUGUUGACGUUGGAGUCAGGGGCCAGGAGUUCCACGCCUCGGCCGCUCCUCUCCUCGACAGCCUUCUUUACGACAUCACUGCCCAGGUGCCAUCACCUAACCAGACUGUUAAAGGUCAGACCGUGUACGACACUUGGGACAAGAGAAUAAGCACGCUUGGCAGCGGCAGUGAUUACACAGCAUUCCAGGACUUCGCUGGUAUCCCCAGUAUUGACUUUGGGUUCGGCGCUGGAUCCAAAGAUCCGGUUUACCACUACCACUCCAACUACGAUACCUUCCACUGGAUGGCUGAAUUCGGCGACCCCGGUUUUGUCUACCAUCGAACAAUGUCACAGAUUCUCGCACUCGCCACGGCUAAACUCGCCGAUGAGCCGGUGCUGUCCUUCGAGGCGGCUACCUACGCCACGGCUCUUGACAAAUAUGUCAGCAAGGUCGAGGAGAAAUUGGCGGCCGCAUUGAUCCAGUCGGAGCCCACGGACAAGGAUGAGAUUCUUGCCAUGCGCGGCAGUGUCAUCCGCCAGGAGGCUGAGGCCCAGGGCGAGGUUUCAGGUUUCCGUAAGAGCCUCGUGAAGCUGCAUGAGGCCAUCGCGGGCUUCGUGACCGAGGCGAGCAAGUUGGAUGCCAAGAAGACUGAGCUGCAGAAGGAGGUCAGCGAAGAGAUCCCGUGGUGGAAGUGGCCCAAGAAGCUGAGGCUGGGCUAUGAGAUCCGCAAGGUCAACACAAAGUACAAGUACCUGGAGAGGGACUUCAUCUACCCAGAGGGUCUGGAUGGACGUCCCUGGUUUAAGCACGUUGUGUUCGCGCCAGGCUUGUGGACUGGCUAUGCUGGAGCUGUCUACCCGGGUUUGGUGGAGAGCAUCGAUGCGAAGAAUUAUACCAAUGCAAUCCGCUGGUCUGGUAUUAUUGAGGAUUCCGUCAAGACGGCUACUGCCAAUAUCAAGGUUGGUCAUCACGGCUAG